Closterium sp. Naga37s-1 is the source of this 387-nucleotide messenger RNA. NCBI's taxonomy places the organism in Eukaryota, Viridiplantae, Streptophyta, Zygnematophyceae, Desmidiales, Closteriaceae. The record is from the annotation of a GenBank genome assembly.
AUGCGGGCUUCUCCGAAUCGGUGCCACUCUGCUGCUCACGACUACCUUGGUGCUGAGGAGGUCGGGGCUGCUUCCGCUCCUAGUGGGAAGCGUCGCGGCAGCAGGGGCGGCAAGGGUGGCAGGGGAGGAGGGGGUGGCGGUGGAGGUGGCGGUGGAGGAGGCGGCGGGGGAGGUGGAGGUGGUGGAGGCGGUCGUGGGGGUGGAGGUGGUGGAGGUGGUGGUGGGGGCAGCGGAGGCACUGGGAGCGGUGGAGGUGGCAGCAGCGGCGGUGGGGGAGGAGGGAGCGGUGGUGGAGGUGGUGGAAAGGGCCAGCAGCAGUCGCAGCAGCAGCAGCAGCAGCAGCAGCAGCGCCAGACCCCCACUUCCCAGCAGCUUCUUGACUGGUAG